Messenger RNA from Hemibagrus wyckioides, 3969 nucleotides. RefSeq names its product SWI/SNF related, matrix associated, actin dependent regulator of chromatin, subfamily d, member 3a (gene smarcd3a). The coding region runs from base 656 to 2146 and encodes 496 amino acids. The transcript has 14 exons. Lineage: Eukaryota; Metazoa; Chordata; Actinopteri; Siluriformes; Bagridae. Gene Ontology annotation, cellular component: nucleus; SWI/SNF complex. Gene Ontology annotation, biological process: regulation of transcription by RNA polymerase II. The record is from RefSeq and is a predicted model, not a curated record.
CUAAUCAGACUAUGAAACAGUAGCGUCGCUGUACGGUUGGUUGGUGUCACCAGUCUGACUUUGCUUAAGCUGUAGUGUGAUCCUGCUUCAGUCUUGCUGCAGCUGUUGUUUCUGAAAUGACAAGCACAGGUGUGUGAGGCCAUGGCCUAGAUCAGUGCUCCACAGCGGAAGGGCAAUACAUGUCUGCACUCCACAGCUCUCACAGGACACCAGUGAAACUACACUGAAACUGUAGAGCUCUACAGUGUGCUGUGUAUAUGUGCACGUAUAUUCCAUUGUAGCAAGCAUACAUGAUUGAAUGCUGUAAGAAAUUACAGAGUGCCUCAACCCACACCACCGUGCUCAUCAGAAAGAGCUGAUUCCCAAAAAGGCUUACAUAUCAUACAGAAAUACACUACCGCUCAAAAGUUUGGGAUCACUCAAAAAUUGUAUUGUUUUCCAAGGAAACACAAAUGAAAUUAGUCUGAAUAGAAAAUAUAGCAAAAGAACAGGACAUGCUGACAUGUCAGAGUUAGAAAUAAUGAUUUUGAUGGAAAUGAUGAAUGUUUUCUUCAAUCAAAAAAACCACCUUUACAGCCUGGGCAUUCUAGCGGUCAAUUUUUCAAGAUAAUCUGAUGAGAUUUCACCCCAUGCUUCCUGGAGCAUCUCCCACAAGAUGGAAUGGCUGAUGGAGUCUUCCUCCGUAGCUGAAAUCAAGCUGAAAUAUCGUCCAGGUAUGACCUCAGGGGCACGGAUGCCCCAUCAAGGUGCCCCUAUGGGUCCACCCGGCCCCCCGUAUGGAGGAACACCCCCAAUUCGUCCGGGAAUGCCCAACCCCACCCUGGACCCAAAUCGCAAACGGCCCACCACCACUCCACCAGUGCAAGCCCCGUCUGUUCAGAACCGGCCUAGAAAGAAACCACUGGGAUUCCAAGGAGCCAAUGAGGUUUCUGCAAGACCACUGGACUUACGAGAGGUCCAGUCUGAGCCAGCAAUUGGAUCCAAUGCCAAGAGAAGGAAAAUGGCAGACAAGAUUCUCCCUCAGAGGAUCCGUGAGCUGGUGCCCGAGUCACAGGCGUACAUGGACCUUUUGGCUUUUGAGCGCAAACUGGACCAAACGAUUAUGAGGAAGCGGGUGGAUAUUCAGGAGGCCCUCAAGCGACCAAUGAAGCAAAAGAGGAAGCUCCGACUGUACAUCUCCAACACGUUUAACCCGGCUAAACCUGACUCCGAGGACUCCGAGGGCAGCAUUGCAUCUUGGGAGCUAAGAGUAGAAGGCAAGCUGCUGGAUGAUCCUGGAAAGCAAAAGAGGAAGUUUUCUUCGUUCUUCAAGAGCUUGGUUAUUGAGCUGGAUAAAGACCUAUAUGGACCUGAUAACCACUUAGUUGAGUGGCAUCGCACUCCCACAACCCAGGAGACGGAUGGCUUCCAGGUGAAGAGGCCUGGAGACGUGAACGUGCGGUGCACGUUACUCCUCAUGCUCGAUUACCAGCCGCCUCAGUUUAAGCUGGACCCUCGGCUUGCUCGCCUGCUGGGCAUCCACACACAGACGCGCUCCUGCAUCAUCCAGGCCCUGUGGCAGUAUGUCAAGACUAACAAGCUGCAGGACUCCCACGAAAAGGAAUAUAUUAGCUGUGACAAGUAUUUCCAGCAGAUCUUCGACUGCCCGCGUCUGAAGUUCAGUGAGAUUCCUCAACGGCUCACUAACCUGCUGCUGCCCCCUGACCCCAUUGUGAUCAACCAUGUCAUCAGUGUGGACCCCAAUGACCACAAGAAGACAGCCUGUUAUGACAUAGAUGUCGAGGUGGACGAUCCUUUAAAGACCCAAAUGAAUGGUUUUCUGCUCUCCACGGCGAAUCAGCAGGAGAUUGCAUCACUAGACAACAAGAUCCAUGAGACGAUCGAAUCCAUCAACCAGCUGAAGAUCCAGAGAGAUUUCAUGCUCAGCUUCUCCAGAGAUCCCAAGGGCUACAUUCAGGACUGGAUCUGUUCACAAAACCGAGACCUGAAGCUAAUGACUGAUGUGGUGGGAAACCCAGAGGAGGAAAGAAGAGCAGAGUUUUAUAACCAGCCCUGGUCUCAAGAAGCUGUGAGUCGAUACUUUUACUGCAAGAUCCAACAACGGAGACAAGAACUCGAACAAGCCUUGGCAAUGCGCACCACUUAAAUCCUUCACCAAUUUGGAGCAAAACCUACCAGCACAUUUAUUUUCAGAAUAACGUUGGGAAUUUUAAUUUAGUGAACAAUCUCCAGCAUACCGGACAAUUUUCCCAGUAUCCUUGAAGAAUAGAAAACACUACUGGCAACUGGCACUAUUUGUUAUUUAUUGGACAGUUUGUACAUGGCAUUACAGUUCAGUGUUGAGUUUGUAAGUAUUAUCUUGGGGAAAAAAAGACUUUUGUGGAAAAUUCUUAAGCCACAAACCAGAGUAAAACAAAGCCAAACAUUUUAAUGGCUGCACAAAAAUUUGAGAAACGUCUCUUUGUGUGUGUGUGUGUGUGUGAGAGAGAGAGAGAGAGAGAGAGAGAAUGAGACUGAAUGUUUUGUACUGCAAAAUAUUGCCUCUUUUGUCUAAAAAUAAGUUUAAUCUUUGGAUAAGAGAGCAAGAAAUGUGUACUGUGAAGUUCCACUUUUUAUGUUUGUCACAGUGUUUGAUAUUAGUGUAUGUGUGUAUGUGUCAACGGUACUGGACGUGUUGCGUAUCACUUUACAUCCUGCUUUAUCUUUCUAUUACAAUCGACUGUGUGUCCAUGAACUGAAAGCACUGUGUAACCAUUUCUCUAUAGGGCAUAACAGAACGUUUACUACGACUGAGGCUUAGAUCACCAGGCUAGAAAGAAGCAGAUUUGGAUUUCACUAGAAUAUAGAUGUCAUGCUUUCACAUUUCUUUCACAAUCACUCCGGUGACGUGAGCACAUGUGAGGUUUGCUAUUUUUAAUUUCCCUGUACUGUCAUGAUCGGCGAUUUUACAUAUCAUUUUUGUCAAUGGCUCUAGAAUACGGCCUUAUUGUCAGACAUUUGUUCUACUCACACCGGUGCAUGUUGCAUGAGAACAUACAGGCCUGUUUUUAGAAAACAGCUCAGCAUGAAUCAGUCAGCGUUGUAACUCUGUUGCCUUAAAAGCUUACUGAGGAUGCAGAUUUAAAAAAAAAAAAAAAAAAGCAUUUACCAAAGUGUAGGACAAUUUUAUUUUUUAUCAUUAUUAUAUGUUUAUUUUGGGUAGAUAAGGUCAUAUGCAUACACCUGAGUUCAAGAGAGUGCUGAUAAUGAUGGCAUUACCUUAUUACCUGUGAGUUGGAUCAGUCACAGCUUAAUGUGGUCUAAAAUAGUCACCGAUCAGGCAUAGCAUUAUGACCACCUGCCUAAUAUUGUGUUGGUCCCCCUUUUGCUGCCAAAACAGUCCUGACUCAUCGAGGCAGGGACUCCACUAGAUCCCUGAAGGUGUGCUGUGGUAUCUGGCACCAAGAUGUUAGCAGCAGAUCCUUUAAGUCCUGAAGGCCCCAUCUCGCAACUUACAGGACUUAAAGGAUACUUUUGAUAGAUACUGACCACUGCAGACCGGGAACACCCCACAAGAGCUGCAGUUUUGGAGAUGCCCUGAUCCAGUCAUCUAGCCAUCACAAUGUGGUCCUUGUCAAAAUGGUGCAAAUCCUUACGCUUGCCCAUUUUUCCUGCUUCUAACACAUCAACUUUGAGGUCAAAAUGUUCACUUGCUGCCUAAUAUAUCCCACUAACAGGUGCCAUGAUGAGGAGAUCAUCAGUGUUACUCACUUCACCUGUCAGUGAUCAUAAUGUUAUGCCUGAUCUGUGUACAGUAUAAGGUAUAUUGGUGUGUUGUGGCAUUAAAACAGCUACAAAAUUGAAUGUCAAUCCUAUUCAUUCUGGGACACCAGGUCCUGUGAUUUUUCUAAGAAUGUUCUUUAUUUAUAGUAAUAAAAACUGUGUUCUCAUGUUGCAAACAUUUGUAAAUGAAUAAAUGCAUUUGUUUCA